Erythranthe guttata (spotted monkey flower) is the source of this 960-nucleotide messenger RNA. The record is from RefSeq and is a predicted model, not a curated record. Lineage: Eukaryota; Viridiplantae; Streptophyta; Magnoliopsida; Lamiales; Phrymaceae.
AUGAAUGAGUCACACGAGAUCAUUCAAACGCCAAAAGAGAAGUGGAGUGAUGAAGAAGUACGAAUAGCAGAUUAUAAUUCCAAGGCAACCAAUGCUAUCUUGAGUUGUAUCGAUGAAGACCAAUUCAAAUUGAUAUCAAUGUGCAAAUCAUCAAAGGAGGCAUGGGAUGUUCUACAAGAGGCCUACGAAGGAACUACUCAGAUAAGCGAGUGCAAAAAGACUGUCGCUGAAACGGUUGCAACAGUUGGACAGACUGUUCAGACAGAACUUAGGUAUGAUAAAUUGCAUUCAAUACCUGCUAAAAGAUUAACUCCGUUAAAUAUUGCAGGUGAUGAUGGGGAUUCAGAAAACAACAGUGAUGAUGACGUGUCAACCUUGGAAGAAUUAAAAGAGUGCUAUGAAAGGAUGUACAAAAAAUUUCUUCAGUUGAUGAAAAAUCAUAACUCCCAUCCAACUGGUUCACGAGCACUGCCAGAAGCAAAUGCAAAUGCUUCAUCCUAUCAUGUGUAUGCUAACAAUGUUACUAGUGGCCGUGGUCGUGGUCGUGGAUAUGUACGUAGUCCUAAUCGAAACCAUGUUGGCAAUAGAAUUGCACCAUAUCAACCAAAGUGGAGCAAGAAUGGUGAAAAGCAAGACAAGGGCCAUACUAUGAAAUUUAGCCCUCCUAAAAAACAAAAUGACUCUUUCUACAAAUGUGGAGCAAAUGGGCAUUGGCUAAACGUUUGUCGUACACCAAGACACCUUGUUGACUUAUAUCAAGCAUCCAUCAAGGGUAAAGGAAAGGAAAAAAAAAUCAAUUUUAUCAAUUUCAACAAUGAUACUGUUGAUAAUAGUGAUCCAAUGGAUUUCACUCAUUUGGAUGUUGGUGAUUUCCUUAAUGAGCCAAGUGGAGAGAUUGGUGAAACAAAAUACAAUGGUGAUGAGGCCAAUGAUGGAAAUGCAAAAGUGAAGAAUGACUGA